CGCAGCAUUAUAUAAAACCGACUAACAGUCGCUCUCCACAAACUGCACUCAGUUACUGGAUUAAAUUAAACAAGUUAAUACUAACAUUAUUGCAGUCAUAUACCUGGAAGAGAACAAUACUUGUUUUAUUGUUCAGCUGGGACCCACAGCAGAGAUUCAGUUCAAGACAACAAUGCAUUACAUCUCCUCAAUUAAUCAGGAGAAUUCUUCAUACUGGACCUAGCUUUGAUGUCCAGCCCGUUUGAGUCACAUCUCUCGCCUGCACUGCAUCCUGACCUCUUAAAGACGGUCAAGGCAAGUUAUACUGGAAUCAUGUCAGAGACUGGACAGGAUAGAUCUACACGGGUCGUAAGCAGUGGCUCAGACCAGGAUGAGAAGCAGGAAAAUUCAAGGAAAAGUAUGAAUAAGGAGGCAGGACGGGGACACAUUGCUAUGUUGGACAAAAUAGAGGACUUUUUCCAGAUCUGUGACAACGAGGAAAAGGGCUUCAUCACACGAACGGAUAUGACGAGGCUGCACAAAGAAUUGCCGCUCACUACUGAGGAACUCGAGAACGCCUUUGACUCACUAGAUCUUGACAAAAAUGGAUACCUGACGCUAGGAGAGUUUUCCUCUGGAUUUAGUAACUUUCUUCAUGGACGGAGAGUUUCCAUGUCGGAGGAACUAAUGACUGCAUCCUCUCAAAUAGUUCCAGAAGCUCUUGAUCAGAGGUCAGGGGAUGAACAGCUGUCAGAGAAUGAGGAUGAUGAAGAGAGACAUUUCAGCAUGUUGAUGGAGAGCUUGGGUGCAAGCAAUGUAUUUGAAGACCCGAGUGAGGUUCACAACCUGUGGGCUCAGCUUAGGAAAGAUGAGCCUCACCUCUUGUCCAACUUUGAAGAGUUCCUGGCCCGUGUCACGUAUCAAAUCAAAGAGGCACGACAAGACAGGAAGGAGAUGGAAAGUGCCCUCAGGAGGAAAGCAGCCACACAUGACACUGAAAUUUGCAGAUUAUACGAGGAAAUGGAGCAACAGAUCAUUCAUGAAAAAGAUCGAGCAAUUCUGAAGGACUCUGAAAAUCUGCAGUCGCGCAGUCAAGACCUUCAGCAGCGGCUCCGCUGUAAAGAACAGGAAUUGGAGCAGCUAUUCCAAAAACAGAGGAUGUUGGAGCGACAAUGUUGUGACCUUCAUAGCGAACACCAGGUGAGUCGACUGGAGAACGUUAAACUCAAAAUGACCAACGAGGAGCUGUCUCGUGAACUUGAGCACACGUGCCAGGAGCUAGUGUUGGCUCAGGAGCAGCUGGGCAUUCUGCAGGAGCAGGCCUCUCGACUACAGCAGGAACGAGAGAUGGAGAUGUACAGAAUCACAGAAGGCUUGCAGAGAGAAAAACAGAGCUUGAUGAAACAGCUGGAUCUACUCAGAGAAAUGAAUAAACAUCUACGUGAUGAGCGAGACAUUAAGUUUCUGAAAUGCAGUAAUUCAGUGAAAAAAUCCUCACGCAAGCAAAGACCGAGCACAGCCUCAAUGCAAUACACUGAGAGAAAACCAUCUGUCAGAAAAGAAGUUGAUGAAGAGGAAGUGACUCAGCGUUCUAACAGGAAGACCUCCUCUCUUGCAAACGGUCUCUGUUCACCCUUCAGCACAUGGGAUGAUGGGAAGCCAGAGGUGGACGGACGAUCUGAAAAAGUAGCUGGGGACUCAGAAGGUGUAAAGAGAGUGGAUGUGGAGGAUGCGCCACUGGAUGGAUGGCCUCUACGCAGAGUCAUAUCCAUCGAGGAGGAUCACCUCCCCCACCUGCUGCAAGGAGACCCUCACCUUCUCCUCCAUCAGCUAAGUGAAGAAGAAGAAGAGUCCAAUGCAUCCCUGGCCUCUGCUGACUCUCCACUACCAGUAAGAGUGAAGAAGCCGUCUAAGAAGAAAUGGAUCAGAGAAAACAUGCCCUCAUCUGCACGGGGUCAGCCAGUCGGAAAGGAGACCCUCCAGCAGGGUCCUGCAGAAAGAUCCGCAGCAUCCCCUCAGCGCCUCUUUAAAGUCAUUCUGGUGGGAAAUUCCAGCGUUGGCAAAACCGCACUGCUGCGACGCUUCUGUGAUGGACAGUUUCACUCUGCCACCACAGCCACUGUGGGCAUAGACUAUAGUGUGCGUACACUGAAUUUGGGGGACAGUCAUGUGGCUCUUCAGUUAUGGGACACUGCAGGCCAAGAAAGGUAUCGCAGCAUUACCAAGCAAUUUUUCCGUAAGGCAGAUGGCGUGGUGGUCAUCUAUGACAUCACAAUGGAGGACAGUUUCAGAUCAGUCCGCCCCUGGCUGACCAGCAUACAGGAGGCCGUAGGCGACCCUAUACCCGUCAUGCUCCUUGGCAACAAAUCGGACAAGGAGAAUGAGAGAGAAGUGCCGACAAAAGAGGCCGAUAUGCUAGCAGAGGAAGCAAACUUGAACUAUUACAAUUCCAACACUUAA
Messenger RNA from Cyprinus carpio (common carp), 2439 nucleotides. RefSeq names its product calcium release activated channel regulator 2Ab (gene cracr2ab). Gene Ontology annotation, molecular function: GTP binding; GTPase activity; calcium ion binding. Lineage: Eukaryota; Metazoa; Chordata; Actinopteri; Cypriniformes; Cyprinidae. The record is from RefSeq and is a predicted model, not a curated record.